AUGACGGAUUUGAAUGAGCUCAAAUUUGAAGUCCUCUUGGACAUCAUCAACUCCUCUGCAUGCAAAGCAAUGGAAGAAUACAAGAAAAGCAGACAUGGGGUUCCUGGUGCCAACUCAACUACUUUUCACCCCCUCAAUCUGGCAACAGACACACUUGCCCUUAGGAAGGCAAUCAGGUUGCUUGAAGGUGCAUACCAUCAUCAAUUGAGUGUGGUAUUGGCUCCUCCACGACACACGGUACAUGCAUUGUAA
This is a messenger RNA of Suillus subaureus, 252 nucleotides long. RefSeq lists its product as uncharacterized. The transcript has a single exon. The record is from RefSeq and is a predicted model, not a curated record. The coding region runs from base 1 to 252 and encodes 83 amino acids. NCBI's taxonomy places the organism in Eukaryota, Fungi, Basidiomycota, Agaricomycetes, Boletales, Suillaceae.